Molecule: messenger RNA, 1782 nt
Organism: Mollisia scopiformis
Lineage: Eukaryota; Fungi; Ascomycota; Leotiomycetes; Helotiales; Mollisiaceae
Exons: 3
Coding region: 1-1782 (593 amino acids)
Biological process (GO): biosynthetic process
Molecular function (GO): intramolecular lyase activity; geranylgeranyl diphosphate synthase activity
Source: RefSeq, a predicted model, not a curated record
AUGGGUUUCGAAUAUGCACUCGUGCAUCUCAAGUACACCAUCCCAGUGGGCAUUGCCCUGACAAUCGUUUACCGCCCUUUUCUCAGCCGUAUAGAUCUGUACAAAGUUGCCUUUCUCAUCGCAAUCGCCGUCGUCUCAACCAUUCCCUGGGACUCGUACCUCAUCCGGCGCAAGAUUUGGACAUACCCACCACACGUAAUUAUUGGACCGACUUUUUUCUCGAUCCCAGCAGAGGAGGUGUUUUUCUUUGUUAUUCAGACGUAUAAUACCACUCUACUGUACCUGCUACUCAACAAACCUAUCUUUCAGCCAAGCUGUCUGGCACGAAAACCUCGGGAGGCCGCCAUUCUUUAUCGCAAUGUUGGACAAGUAGUUUUGGCAGCAUGUGUCUUGGUUGGUGGGCUUUUGGUCUGGAGAGGAGAUGAAGGAACGUACCUUGGGCUGAUACUAGUCUGGGCAGGACCAUUUGCUCUGCUGCUCUGGUCACUUUCGUCCGAUUUCCUAGUCAGCCUUCCAUACACCAGCACGGUUGCACCAAUUGCAAUUCCGACUCUCUAUCUCUGGGUUGUAGAUACAAUUGCGUUGAGAAGAGGGACUUGGGCUAUCGAAUCCGGGACGAAACUUGGGAUUCAUGUGUGGGAUGGCUUGGAAAUUGAAGAGGCAGUCUUCUUUCUCGCCACCAAUACUCUCAUUGUAUUUGGCCAGGUCGCAUUUGAUCAUGCACUUGCAAUUCUCUUGACUUUUCCAAGGCUGUUUCCGACUGUCCCAGAGUUGCCAUCUCCCAUACUGUUGAUGCGGGCACUUCUAGCACAUUCUUCAAAGUACGACGAAGAAAGAGUAAUUGGGAUUCGCCAGGCUGUUUCCAGGUUACAGAAGAAGAGCCGGAGUUUCUACCUGGCUAGCGCAACUUUCUCUGGGCGUCUUCGGAUUGAUUUAAUUCUUCUGUACUCUUUCUGCCGUGUUGCGGACGACCUCGUAGAUAACGCUUCUACUGACAACGAGGCGCGACAAUGGAUUGGGAAGCUCUCACACUAUCUUGAUUUAGCGUAUGCUUCUAAAGAAGCUCGAAUCGUUCAGAAGCAACCUCAUUUACACUCGUACAUCACGGAGAACUUUCCCGAAUCAUCGCAAUCUGCUUUGCGACUACUGCCCACACAUCUACUUCCUUUCGGACCUCUAUACGAUUUACUUGAAGGAUUUAAGACGGAUCUAGAAUUCCACGAAAGCAAAUUUUCAAAGAAGCUUCGAGUGUUUCCUAUUGCUAAGGAGCAUGACUUGGAAGUUUACUCAGCUAGGGUUGCCGGUACUGUGGCAGAGUUGUGUCUAGAGUUGGUGUUCUUCCACACUUAUUCAGCUACCACAACAGCUCAGCGAGAGCAUUUAGUCCGCGCUGGAGGCAGAAUGGGAAUUGCACUACAAUAUGUUAACAUUGCGCGAGAUAUUGCCACAGACGCAGCGAUUGGGCGAGUAUACUUGCCAAUAUCAUGGUUGAAAGAGGUUGGCUUGGCCCCGCAGGAUGUGCUUGAUAAUCCAGACAGCAAUGCAGUCGAAAGAUUGCGAAGUCGAUUAUUGGACAAAGCCUUCGGUGUCUAUGGAGAGGCUCGAAUCGCCAUGUCUCAAUUACCAUCUGAUGCGAGAGCACCGAUGAGAGUUGCAGUUGAAAGCUACAUGGAAAUUGGCCGUGUGCUGAAAGAAAAGGGCUAUAAAGUGAAAGCUGGCAAGGCCACAGUACCAAAACUUAGAAGGUUGAAAGUUGCAUGGAAGGCGUUGAAUGGGGCAUAG